Molecule: messenger RNA, 6414 nt
Organism: Acipenser ruthenus (sterlet)
Lineage: Eukaryota; Metazoa; Chordata; Actinopteri; Acipenseriformes; Acipenseridae
Product: potassium voltage-gated channel subfamily KQT member 3
Exons: 15
Coding region: 603-3143 (846 amino acids)
Biological process (GO): transmembrane transport; potassium ion transport
Cellular component (GO): membrane
Molecular function (GO): voltage-gated potassium channel activity
Source: RefSeq, a predicted model, not a curated record
CCAGUGGUGCCUAGCUCUCCAGCCUCCUCCCCACCCAACAAUAGCUUGUAUAUUACCAGCGGAAAUGCAAGAAGCAAUGAAUCACAUAUGCGAUCUUUUUUGACUCUCCGUUUUUGUCUUCGUUAAACUGCUGUACUCUGGUGAAAACCUCGAUCCGGUAUAAAUUCAAUGGUGUCAUGUUUUGGGGGUUCGCAUAAUGCAAUUUACACGGUUGUUUGCAAUGGAAACAUCUGGCCUUUUAAACACAAAGCGAGUCAAAUAAGAAAAUACUACUAGUGCUGUGCACACAACGGACCAACAUCUUUCCAAUGUUGUAGCCGAUUUCUCAACGGGAAAUACCUUCGCCAAAGCUGUGUAAUCGAGACAGAAUUCAAGAAACAGCGGUUGAUAGAAACUACCAGCUGUGCAAGAUGAUCAUGUUUCACCAACAGCUCUUGAAAUGUUUUCAAUCCAACCGGUCUGAGCGCCUCCCAUCAGUUUGAGACACGAUCCUUAAAUGAUGACCUAUUCUUUGCCAAAAGCAAUGUGAUCUAUUGCACAGAUCGUGGCAUAUUGCUUCUUCGUGUUUUCUACAAGCCUGCCAUUGAGGAACACAUAAGAAAAUGGGGAUUAAGUCCAGGAAUGCUGGUAACGCUUCAGGGGAACAAAAGGACAAGAAUGAUGGGUUGUCGGGGGAGAACUUGGGGACUGAUAAAGAUGGAACCCUUUUGCUCAUGGGUCCCGAAAAAGAUGAUUUUAAACGGGGUUCUCAGUGUCUGGGACUCUUGGCCAAAACGCCCCUCGGAUACACGAGACCUGUAAAGCGGAAUAAUGUCAAGUACAGAAGAAUUCAGAACUUGAUUUACGACGCGCUUGAGAGACCUAGAGGAUGGGCUUUACUCUAUCAUGCUUUUGUAUUUUUGAUUGUGCUUGGUUGUUUAAUCUUGGCCAUCUUGACAACUUUUAAAGAAUAUGAAGAGGUAUCAAACUGGCUCGUUAUAUUGGAAACCUUCACAAUUUUCAUAUUUGGAUCAGAGUUUGCUUUAAGAAUCUGGGCUGCUGGUUGCUGUUGUCGGUAUAAAGGAUGGAGGGGGCGUCUGAAAUUUGCCAGGAAGCCUUUGUGUAUUUUAGAUAUCUUUGUACUCAUUGCCUCCGUGCCAGUUGUGAUUAUACAGAAUGAGGGGAAUGUGUUGGCCACAUCCCUGAGAAGUUUGCGUUUUCUGCAGAUAUUGCGGAUGCUUCGGAUGGACAGGAGGGGAGGAACGUGGAAGCUUUUAGGCUCAGCCAUUUAUGCACACAGCAAGGAACUCAUCACUGCCUGGUACAUUGGAUUCCUGUCCCUCAUCCUUGCAUCAUUCCUUGUUUACUUGGUUGAAAAAAAUGACAUUGAUAUGGAGUUAACUCCUGCACCCACUGGUAACCCAAAUAAUAUCCAGGAUUUUGAUACAUAUGCAGAUGCACUGUGGUGGGGCUUGAUAACUCUAACCACUAUAGGCUAUGGUGACAAAACCCCUAAAACAUGGGCAGGUCGUCUCCUGGCUGGAACAUUUGCCCUCGUUGGAGUCUCGUUCUUUGCUCUUCCAGCUGGGAUUCUAGGCUCAGGGUUGGCUUUAAAAGUUCAGGAGCAGCAUCGGCAAAAACACUUUGAGAAACGCAGGCACCCAGCAGCAGGCCUGAUACAGUCUGCAUGGAGGUAUUAUGCCACCAACUCCAGCAGAAAUGACCUUAUUGCCACCUGGAGAUUUUAUGAGACCAUCAUAUCACUACCCUGUUUCAGAAAGGAUCAACUUGAAGGAGUUUCCAGCCAGAAAAUGAGUCUCCUGGAGCGUGUUCGCCUAUCUAACCCACGGACGGCAACUAUCAAGGGAAAGCUGUUCACACCUCUGAAUGCAGAUGCCAUCGCAGAGAGCCCAACUAAGGAGUCAAAGGCAGGGACUUUCAGUAACAGAGAGAGAUUCCGAACUGCCUUUCGUAUGAAAGCUUAUGCUUUUAGACAGAGUUCAGAAGAUGCUGGAGCUCUGGCAGACCCAGGGUCUGAAGACAAGGGCUACCCCAGCGACCUAUUACUGGAAGAGAUGAUACCUACGCUGAAAACAGUUAUCAGGGCUGUUAGAAUCAUGAACUUUCUUUUGAACAAAAGGAAAUUCAAGGAGACACUGAGGCCUUAUGACGUAAAGGAUGUGAUAGAACAGUACUCAGCAGGGCAUAUUGAUAUGCUUUCCAGAAUUAAAUACCUCCAAACAAGAAUAGAUAUGAUUUUGUCUCCAGGACCCCCUUCUACUCCAAAACAUAAGAAGGCUCAAAAGGGAUCUUUUUCAUACCCCUCCCAACAAUCUCCUAGAAAUGACCCAUAUUUACUCAAAGGACCAGUGCCAGAGGCUGAAGACCAAAGCAUGAUGGGAAGAUUUGUGAAAGUUGAAAGACAGAUUGAACAUAUGGAGAAAAAACUUGACUUCUUAGUGGAUAUGCAUAUGCAGCAUAUGGACCAACUGCAGGAAGAACCAUGCAGACACCAUUUUCCAAAAGAGACUUCAGGCCAACAAAGCCCGACAGAGGACAAAGAGGACAACAGGUACACAGAGAUAAAAAAGGUAUUUUUCAGCUACACUGAACCUUGUUCUCGUAUGUCUUACCAAAUCCCAGUCAGCAAGGUGACUCCAUAUAGUUUCUUCAGGAACGAUCCAAGGUGCACCAGCUUUUCAGCAUCCUUGACAAUGGACAGGUCAGGCUGCAUGAGGCUGUCACCUCCCCCUGUACCAUCCUACACUGAACGCCCCAGUGUUUUGCCCAUCAGUACACUGGUGGACUCCAGAAAUAGCCUGCAAUAUGAAAGGGAGCAGCAACCCCCCUUCAUGGAUUGCCCAUCGCCACGGCAGGGCUGGACCUUGAUGCGGGACACAGAUACCCCGCUGUCACUUCUUUCAGUCAAUCACGAGGAACUGGAGCGCUCACCCAGUGGCUUCAGCAUCUCCCAAGAGAAAGAUGAUUUGACUUUUAGCCCCAACGGUGGGGGGUCGAGUUGGAUGAAAGAAAAACGAUACUUAGCAGAAGGUGAGACAGACACUGACACUGAUCCUUUCACACCAAAUGGGACUCUUCCUUUGUCAUCGACAGGGGAAGGAUUUCCUGACGCAGUAUGGACCAACUACAGUUCUGGAAUUUAGCUGGGUACGGAGCAAGGAAGAUUUUGAGUAGGGAGUCAAAAAUAGAUUUCUUUAAUGUAAAGUAUACACACUUUGUAUAUUUCACCUCAUGAAGAAAUAAAAUAAUUAACCCAAAGCUUUAUUGCUGCAGAGCAACAGGCGCCGCAUGUAAUGCAUGCAAAUCUAGUGAUAGACACUGCAAAGUCAAAAUAUAUACAAAAAAAGCUAUGACAUUUCAUAUCAGUAAAAAGAAACUUCAGUUGUUUGUGCAUGGUUUGCAUGGAGCUACACCAUAUAAAAUGACUGAACCAAAUGUUAUGAGCUUUAUUGUAUAGUACAUGUGUGGCUUUGAUUCCAGUUUCAUGUGCCAGGAAUUAAGCAGAUUAAUUUAAUUUAAUUUAUUUAUUUCUUGAAUAAGGUGCAACAAGGUAUAGAGGUGUGAAGACAGCCCAACCUCAAUUCAUGUGUGUGCAGUUCUGCAGGGGUGUGGAAUUUUUGAAAAACAAAAAAUGCUUGAUAGAUCUACUUGCCAUUUACAGUAUAUGCUGGUAUUUGCAUAGUCUAUAAAUGUAUCUAUAUGGGUGAAUGCUGAAUUUCAGAAAAAAAAGAGUACUGUACAUACUAGUUUGACUUAAACUUACUUGCUAGUUAGGAUGAACACAAACACAUUUCAUACUUUAAUUAUUAUUUUGCCGUUCCAUCUGCAUGUUUACAUUUAGACACAUGAUAGCACUUAUGGAUAAACUUAUAUGAAGAGAGAUUAUUUGUAAAACAAAUUUGCAACACAGCAUCAUGUAAAAUGUCCUAAUGCCUUCACAGAACUGAUACAGCUAAUAUUUGCCAUUCAAUAUUGUUGACAAUAAUAUGGUAAUCAUUUUAUGUUCUCAUAUUUUUUGGCAAUGAAAAACAGAACAACAUUUAGAUUGUAGAAACAAUUCAAACAUGUGGAUUCCUUUUUUAACCAAUAAACUCCUUAAAAAUGUAUCAACAAUUAUCCACUAACCUGACAGUGUCUUUUCAGUAGCAAGACCAUUGGGGAAGUCAUCUGCGGAAGUCAUUUUGUCUAGCUUUUAAUUUGCAAGGUUUUCUGAGCAUGACUUUCAGUGGAGCCCAUUCUGGCUGUGCCUAGUUGCUGAUCUUUGCUGGGGAUCCCACUUAGACAUUCAAAAUGAGGGUGGAAAAGGCAUAAUAAUUGGACACUCUAAAGCCCCUUUCACACUGGCACAACUACCCGGCUCUGGACCUGGGUUCCUGCUACCCGGGUCACAAUCCUGCAUAGUGUGAAACCACGUACCUGGAUCGUACCUUGGUUGACUCGGAUCCCAGCGCCCCACCUCAGGAUGUGGAUCAACACGCUUUGACCCGGGUGGACCGAGACAAAAUGCAUGACGGACAUUUGUGAGCCAACCCAAUAACAAACAGCCACGCCUGCAAGAAGGUUUCAUUUCUGCAAGGAACAUUUCUGUUUAUUCUGUUUAGCUAUAUUUCUGUUGACUGAGACACAGCAUGAGUCAGAUUACAGCAGGGAAACAUUUGCUCUAAUCAACAUUUGGGCUGACGGUUCAAUCCAGAGAAGCUUGAUGGAAGCGUCCGUAAAAAAGCUGCUUCUGGGGGCAUUCAUACUUGCAUUGUAUACUCGCAUAUGUCAACCAGGUCAACCCUGCUUUAUCAAAAACUGUGUGAAAUUGCGCACCCAACCUGCAUGACACUGGGUCCUCACCUGGGUAGGUUCUGACUCAGGUAGAGCAAAAGGGUGAGUGUGAAAGGGGCUUAAAUUGUGCCAUUAUGAAGGUUUAUAAAUGUACAGAAUAUUUUAUUAUGACGUACUGUUUUAUUUACAGCUUCGGAAAAGAAACUACUUGUAUGAGAGAUGUGUUUAAGAAAUAUGCACCAGUAUUUGUUUUUAACAUGAUUUUAAUGUAAUCAUGUCUGGAAUCUGUCCAUCAAAUGUGUGCAUAUAAAAAAAAAACAUAACUUAUGCAAUGUACAAAGUCCCAGUGUUGAAUUCUACAGUCUUGUAUUGCCUGCAUUUCUUUAAACAAGCACAUUAUUUAUCCAUAAUGUCAAAUGCAUAAUCAUACAUUCAAGGUAAAAAUUGAAUUUAGUAAUGCCUUUGAAAUACAGUUAUUUGUAUAUUAAUAUAUAUUUUAAUACUUAAGGCUAAAUUAUUGGCAUUUUUGUAUAAACAUGACAUAUUUUGUGUAACUUAUAUAAAUAGUCUUAUAAUAGUCUUACCAUCUCCUACAUAGUCAUGCAAUGUUGUUUUACCAUCAUCUCUUGUUUUGUUCAUUGGUAACUGAUCUUACAUUGAAUGUCAUUAUGUACCAAAGCAAUAGAAGUCCAUUUUUCUAUUUUUCUUCCAAUACAAUUUCCUCCUCUCCUCCACUUGACUAUUUAGUGUCCUGAAAGCUGCACAAACAAGACUGCCAGAAUGCAACUUUUGGUCUGUGACACAUUCUUUUUCUGCUGUACCUGUUACUGUUACUCAGUACCUAAUUUGAUCUGUACUGAACUCCACACUUCUCAAAACUUAAGUUGAAAAUGCAAAAUAUUUAUUAAUUAGCCUUUUUUCCCCCUGUAUAACCUACAUUGACUAAAAAUAUAAUAGUUCAAUAAGUAAAACAAGCAUGUGCUGUCGAUUCUCUACUAAUUUGUAAAGAUGACUGAAAUGAAGCUAUAUGGGUCUUGGACUUUCAGAGCUGAUGGUAGCCUUUUUUGUGCCUACUGGUGAGAUGACCAAGCCUUUAUUUGAUACUAGGGGUCGGACCAAAUCAAACCCUGAUCGCUCUUGCGAAAGAGUGUUUAUGCGAUAAUAACGCAUUUUCUUUAUCACGAAACCAAAACUAGCCAUUUCCAAUCUGCGAAAUUGCUGGAGAGAAGUUUCGCUGGAGUAGGAGGGACCACCGAAAGCAACAUGAAAACAGCUGUUGACCAAUCCCCAGCCGGUAUUUGUGACAUUUUGAAGGGGCGGAAACAAGGCGGUAACAUGCGAAAAGGCAGGCGAAGACAGCCAGGGCAGAAAAAAAUAAAGUAAAAGUCUGUGUUGUACUACUGUUUCGUUUGAAUAUCAGUGAAUGAAUGCUAGUACAUACAACUACUACUAGUAAUAAUAAUAAAAAUAUGUUUAUUAAUAAUAAUAAUAAUAAUAAUAAUAAUAAUAAUAAUAAUAAUAAUAAUAAUAAAAAUAAUAAUUAUCUGCUUUUAUUUUUAUUGUGUAAAUAUUGAAAAAUACGGACGUGAGUUUGAAAGAACACUCACACACACACAAACACACACACACAAACACACACAC